AUGACGACAGUCGCACGCAAGCGCCUCUUCCGGGAUCUGAAGAAGCUCCAGAGCGACCCGCCAAAUGGAAUCAGUGCAGCACCAGUCGACGAUGACAUAAUGAACUGGUCAGCAGUCAUAUUAUGGCGUUGGAUUUGAUCCUCGGAUUGUGUACGUGAUUAUAGUUUUUUUUGAAGUGGUAGCGAUAUGAUCCCCGGAUUGUGUACGUGAUUAUAGUUUUUUUUAUUUUGAAGUGGUAGCUAGGUAUAUUUAUGUCGAAAUAGGACUUGUCUACUCGUUUUUGGUAAGUAGUCGGGGCAAGAAGUGCUAUGAGCACCCAAGAAGAAAUGAAUAAUAUCCCUGCAUCAAGCAUCUACAUCUUUCAGCCGAUAAUUACAACAAGUGAAAACUUCCAAUACCCAUUUAUCUUAUGUGAAAUUUGCACUUUUUGCAGUCCUUCCACGACCCCUUGUUGUCUGUCACUGUAAAUCUCGGCUUCUUCCGAGAAGCUAGAGAGAUGGACUUUUACAAGAUGUUCCAUUACAACAAGAUGGGUGCCAUCCCAACACACUUCUUCUAAUCUCCUUCGGCCCUGAGGAAACACCAUGGGAGGGAGGAGCGUUUCAGCUCACGGUCGCAUUCAACGAAGAGUUUCCAACGAAGCCUCCGAAGAUAAGGUUCCUCACCAAGAUGUUCCAUCCCAACAUCUACGCGAGCGGUGAAAUAUGCCUGGACAUAUUACAUUAUGAAAAGUUUGAAAGUUUGCGCCGUUAUAGUUAUUUCUGAUACCGAUACUGAUUGUAGAUGAUAGAUCGACCACGAAGCUAUAGUUAUUUCUGAUACCGAUACUGAUUAUAGAUGAUAGAUCGACUACUCUUCUGGUUUAUAGUUUCUGAUGGAGACGAUUAUAGAUGCACUUUUCUGGUUAAUUCACGUUCAUCAUGUAUAGAUACCUAGAAGUCACGCUAGCAAUCUUAUGAUGAGGUAGAUGUAGACUCCUUGGGUGUUGGAAUUCUAUAUACCUCUUCCUUUUACUUUUUUCUAUCUUUCCUAUCCUACUAGGUAGGUUGGCUCCACGACCAAAAAUAUGAAUAUCUUCUCUUCUAAUCCCGGAACCAGUGGAGCCCUAUCUACGACAUUUCGGCGAUUCUGACGAGUAUCCAGAGCUUGUUGACAGAUCCGAAUCCGAAUAGUCCUGCCAAUAGCGAAGCAGCGCAGUUGUGGAACGAGAACAGACGGGAAUAUAAUAGGCGAGUCGUGGCUAUCGUGGAAGAGUCUUUAGUAAGGCAACUGCUGGAGCAUCCUCAGCACCAUCCCUGGCCCCUUUUUCAAGGGAGAAUAGGGCACAGGGAUGGGCUCAGGGAUGCGACGCGGUAGCUCUAACCUUCGCUGGGUUUGACGACGACGAGGAGGAUGAUGACGACGAGGACAAAGAAUAGACGGGGAAGAGGAUGUUGGUGACGAGGGGGACAAAGAAUAGACGACGACGAUGAUGACGAUGAGGACAAAGAACAGUACAUUCCUAUGAUAGUAAACAAGCAGAUGAACAUGAAGGAAGACAAUUUAAUAGCUGAUGAGGAGCAUGAGGAUUGAGGAGUAGGAGGACAUGCUGUAGUUCGAUAAGGAAUUUUUUGGUAGAGCAGCUGUUGUUCUUUGGUCCUGUAAUGUUAAGACUAAGAGCUUGAGCUUCUUAGGUAGUCGCACUAGCACUAGUACGAUCCUGUCGCGUAGGCUUCCUUUUCAUCAUACGCACAUCAUAUAGGUUGCUUCCGUUACUUCUUGUUCAUCAGCUUUCCCAAACUCCGUGAUGUAGUAGCGCAAUUGAUUGCUAAUACGCGGAUCUUCCCCUCGUACUAGCUCGGAGUCGUACUAUCUACUACUGCUAGCAUUUGCAUUGACAUUUGUCUGGUCCUGAUGUAGCUGUUGUACCAACAGCAUUCGUAUUAAGUAUUUCAUUAGGACGCAACGAGUGUGCCUGUGCGUGUGUGCGUAUGUUUGUGCAGUAGAACCCUUUCUUGUGUAGAGAUAUCAUUUGUAAUCAAUAAAGGCAGAACUAGAAGCGUGGUUUCCUAAGUGAGGUUGGCUCCACCACUAAUGAAGUAGUAUGAGAAAGUCAUAUAGCCGUGAAUUGAGUGGUUCCUUGUCCUCCUGCGUCAUCCCAUGAAGGUGAGCUUCCUACUCCUCGUGCUUGCCAUUCUCAUUGUCUUCACAAUAAAGAUAAAGAACUCUAGUCCAUUUACAGAGACGGUGAAUAUUGAAUGUUUUAGUUUUCCUUUUCUCGACGAACAAGGAUAAAUAUGGAAUGCAAAACUCAGAACCAAACAGAACGCUUGUAUUGGAGUACCUAGUGGCAUCGUUAUUACUCGUCUUGAGCCAUCUGUUCUUCGAGAAGCCAAGAG
Messenger RNA from Amoebophrya sp. A25, 2378 nucleotides. The record is from the annotation of a GenBank genome assembly. Lineage: Eukaryota; Dinophyceae; Syndiniales; Amoebophryaceae.